GAAAAAAGUUGAGAAGAAGAAGAGUGUCAAAUGAACUUUCAUGACCCAUCAUUUAUAGAGGCCCUUUCUUCUGCUGAUAAAAAGAAAGAAACGAAAAUAAUUCAAUCCAUAAAACAGAUUCUUGGGGAAAGAAAAUACUUGCUUCGACUUAUCAAGAAAUAUGCAAAGGGACAGAGCAUAGCAAUACGACUAAAUCGUCAACUCACGCAAGCAACUAAAGAGCUGGAAAAGAAAAUCAGGGAGUACAACACCCUAAGUAAAGGACAAAAAGUUUCAAUGGCUGAUGUGUCUGAACUGUGUGAUGUUGAUGACUCCAAAAAUGUUGCUUCAGAAGCUGAAAAAAUAAAAUCAUAAUAGC
Magallana angulata is the source of this 358-nucleotide messenger RNA. RefSeq lists its product as uncharacterized. Lineage: Eukaryota; Metazoa; Mollusca; Bivalvia; Ostreida; Ostreidae. The transcript is spliced from 2 exons. Bases 31 to 354 code for a protein of 107 amino acids. The record is from RefSeq and is a predicted model, not a curated record.